Molecule: messenger RNA, 1448 nt
Organism: Erigeron canadensis
Lineage: Eukaryota; Viridiplantae; Streptophyta; Magnoliopsida; Asterales; Asteraceae
Product: F-box protein At3g58530-like
Exons: 2
Coding region: 190-843 (217 amino acids)
Biological process (GO): SCF-dependent proteasomal ubiquitin-dependent protein catabolic process
Cellular component (GO): SCF ubiquitin ligase complex
Molecular function (GO): protein binding
Source: RefSeq, a predicted model, not a curated record
CCAGGCUAAACACGCCCUCAAACCUCACUCCCUUUCACUAGUCAGUAUUUCUGUGUUUACUUUCAUUUCCUCACCGUCGUUAUCUUCACAAGUUUUUUCUUCCUUUUCCUUUUGUUUGAACUUCAAGACUAGUUUUUUGGAGACGACUUGCUACUAGUUCUCGUGGUGAUAUUGUUAACUUGUUAUGCUAUGGAUCAGUUUGGAGACGACUUACUACUCUCCAUUUACGACAAAGUUAACGACCCAGAUGAUCGAAAGUCUUUCUCUCAAGUUUCUAAGCGAUUCUGGAAACUAUCAUGCCUUCGCCGCCAACCAAGGUUAUACAUAGUGUUUCCUGAUUUGUUAUACUAUAUUCUACCUGCUGCAUCCCCAAAAGUGGAUAUCUUUAAAUGUCAUAAACCACUCUCAAACGACCACAUGAAACUCCUAGCUCAGUCAUGCCCUCAGCUCUCAAUACUCGAUAUCUAUUUAGACCAGAAUUUUGAUCCUAGUGAGCCUAAUUUUGAUGAUGACGGUUUGUGUGCAGUAGCAAAUGCUUGUAUGCAUUUAUCUAAGGUGUUUUUGAAUAGGAGGUUACAUAUUAGUGAUGUUGGAGUUGCUUAUCUAAUUGCACGAUUGAAUUCCUUAAUAUCUUUAGAUUUGAGUGGAUGUGUUAAUGUUACAGACGAGUCACUCAAAGCUAUUGGAGAAUCUAAGUGUUUAGGAGGUUUGUUUUUGGCAGGCUGUAGUCGGAUUACUGACUUGGGUUUGAAGUAUUUGGCAAAAGGGAAUGUGCGGAAAUGUUUGGCGCAACUUACUCUGGCUGAAUGUGAUAGGAUUAGUGAUAACGGUAUUGUCAUCUGAAGAAAAAUGCGUCGCUUAAUGUGCUUGGAUCUGUCAAAGUGUGGGAUUAAUGUAACAGACCGGGGGAUUCAAGCCGCAAUAUCCCGAUUCCCAAAAAUGUAUAUAUUGAAUCUGUCUUGGUUGGAAAAAGUGACGGAUGUUUCAUUGUUUGCUAUUGCUAGAUUGUGCAGGAAUCUGGGGUAUAUUGGGUUGAUGGGUUGUGAGGGUGUAACUGGUAAAGGUUUACUUGCUUUCGCAGGUCAUACUUUUCUACGUGCUAUCAAACUGUCUUCGUGUCACAAUAUUUCUACCAAAGAUGUGGAGUCAUUUAUCGUCGCCAGGAGAAGUUAUACGAGUAUCAAGCAUUGGCCCAGAAGUAAAGUUUAUAUUCUCAUGCCAGAUGCAAAUGAUGAUUUUGAUCAUGACAACUUUACAGAGUGGGAAUGAUCAGAAACAGACGUUAUGUUUCGUCGAUGGAAAAGAGGACGGUCAUGUUAAUUAGCAUUUCAAUUUCGGUAUAAACUAAUUUUGUAUCGUCACCUGGGCAUUGGGGAUAUAUAACAUUUUUUGUGUGAUAAGAAAUAUAUGUAAAAUAACUACUCUAGAUAAGUAAAAUAAUUUUAUUU